This is a messenger RNA of Daucus carota subsp. sativus, 2070 nucleotides long. RefSeq names its product glucose-1-phosphate adenylyltransferase large subunit 1. The coding region runs from base 288 to 1871 and encodes 527 amino acids. Gene Ontology annotation, biological process: glycogen biosynthetic process. The record is from RefSeq and is a predicted model, not a curated record. The transcript is spliced from 15 exons. Lineage: Eukaryota; Viridiplantae; Streptophyta; Magnoliopsida; Apiales; Apiaceae. Gene Ontology annotation, molecular function: glucose-1-phosphate adenylyltransferase activity.
AAUUAUUAUUGCAUUGAAAUUUGAACCCCAUGAGACUUUUGUAAUUCUUGUAAAAAAAACACUCACCCCAAGUCCCCAAUAGAACUAACUCGUGAUUCUUCCUCACUUUUCACGCAUUAAGACUUGUGAUUCUUCGGAUCUGCUCAUUUCGUUCUCAUUGCAAAUCUCUGAACUUUUCACAUUUUCUUUAUUGCCCCCCUACUUUUAAAAAUCUUUCCUUUUCAGGGGUUUUAUCAUAUAGCGUCUAUAUCUAAGCUUGCUUCGUUGAUCAUUUGUUAAAUUGGAAAAUGGAUUCUUGUGUGGCUACAUUUAAGGCCAAUGUGCAGCCAGCACAAGCUUACAGAAGUGGUUAUAAUGAAAGUGGUGGAUUUUUGGUGAAGAAAAUUGGUGGGAGUGUCAACAGCAUCGGCAAGUUUACUCAGUUGUGGAAGAGUUUUACAACUCAGAAGACUAGAAUAAAAAUCAAACGUGGGACUGUCUCCUCUGUUCUUACAUCUGAUGUUAAUGAUCAAAUUGUGGAAUUUGAGCCGCCUGUAUUUGUACAUCCUGAGGUAGACCCAAAAACAGUGGCUUCUGUGAUUCUGGGCGGAGGUGCUGGGACUCGUCUCUUUCCACUCACCAGCAGAAGAGCUAAACCAGCUGUUCCAAUUGGAGGUUGUUACAGGUUGAUUGAUGUGCCAAUGAGUAAUUGCAUAAAUAGUGGUGUAAGAAAGAUCUUCAUCUUGACCCAGUUUAAUUCUUUUUCCCUCAAUCGUCACCUUGCACGCACAUAUAACUUUGGAAGUGAAAUGAACUUUGCUGAUGGCUUCGUUGAGGUUUUGGCUGCAACUCAAACCCCUGGAGAAGCUGGAAAGAAGUGGUUUCAAGGGACUGCUGAUGCUGUGAGACAAUUUGUUUGGGUAUUCGAGGAUGCGAAGAAUAAGAAUGUUGAGCACAUAUUAAUCCUGUCCGGUGACCAUCUUUAUCGGAUGAACUAUAUGGAUUUUGUUCAGAAGCAUGUUGACACAAAUGCUGAUAUAACAGUAUCAUGUAUACCCAUGGAUGAUAGUCGAGCUUCAGACUAUGGUUUGAUGAAGAUUGAUGAGACAGGGCGUAUCAUCCAAUUUGCCGAAAAGCCUAAGGGUAGUGCUCUGAAAGCAAUGCAAGUCGACACUUCAAUUCUUGGACUUUCUGAUCAGGAUGCCUUGAAAAAUCCUUAUAUAGCUUCCAUGGGUGUUUACGUAUUUAGGACUGAUGUUUUGCUAAAGCUUUUGAAGGACAAAUAUCCUUCAAGCAACGACUUUGGGUCUGAAAUUAUUCCUUCUGCAGUGAGGGAUCACAAUGUACAAGCAUAUCUGUUUAGUGAUUACUGGGAGGACAUUGGAACAAUAAAGUCUUUCUUCGAUGCAAACUUGGCCCUCACAGAACAGCCGCCAAAGUUUGACUUUAAUGACCCAAAGACACCUUUUUUUACAUCUCCCAGAUUCUUGCCGCCUACUAAAGUUGAAAAAUGCAGGAUUGUGGAUGCUAUAGUGUCACAUGGUUGCUUCUUGCGAGGGUGUAGUGUACAGCACUCGAUAGUUGGUGUUCGCUCGCGCUUGGACUAUGGCGUAGAACUCGUGGAUACUAUGAUGAUGGGCGCAGACUACUACCAAACUGAAUCUGAAGUUGCAUCUCUACUUGCAGAGGGUAAGGUUCCCAUUGGUGUUGGACAGAACACCAAAAUCAGGAAUUGCAUAAUUGACAAGAAUGCAAAGAUUGGGAAAGACGUGAUAAUUACAAACAAAGAUGGUGUUGAAGAAGGUGACAGGGCAGAUGAGGGAUUUUACAUUAGAUCUGGAAUCACAGUGGUGUUGAAGAAUGCAACAGUUAAAGAUGGAACAAUCAUUUAAGAUAAUAUAACUGAGCAAACUCGGAAUAGUCUUAUGAAUGGGCUUAGUAAGCAUCUUGCUGUGUAUUACAGUACUGAUUUAGAUAAUUGUAUGUAUAUUCCUUCAACAUAUCAUGGGAUUCAUAUUUCUUUCAGUUUACAUAUGAAAUGUACAAGUUCUUUUUAAAUUUAAUUUUAAAUAAUUAAGAAUUGGGUUUUUA